AUGUUACCACGUGGUAUGGCUGGAAUGGAUGUGAAUAGUCUAAUGCGUCAAAUGAACAUGAUGAAACAAAUGGGACUUGGUGGUGGUUUUCCAGGAAUAGGUGGUGGCGGUGGUAGACGAUAA
Molecule: messenger RNA, 123 nt
Organism: Ambispora leptoticha
Lineage: Eukaryota; Fungi; Glomeromycota; Glomeromycetes; Archaeosporales; Ambisporaceae
Source: the annotation of a GenBank genome assembly